Molecule: messenger RNA, 591 nt
Organism: Racocetra persica
Lineage: Eukaryota; Fungi; Glomeromycota; Glomeromycetes; Diversisporales; Gigasporaceae
Source: the annotation of a GenBank genome assembly
AUGAAAUCCUUCAUUUUUGCCAUUUUCUUUAUUUUCUUUGCACUUUUACUUAAUUUUGUAAAUGCUCAUUUUAAACUUUUAGUGCCACCAUCUAGAAGUGGCGGAAUCCCGGUUUUUGAUCCUCCAUGUGGCCAAAAUUUUACUACGGUUAAUCAUACCACCAUUAGCACUUUUCCUAUAAAAGGUAAUGUUAUACUCGAAAUGAUCCAUGAUACCAAUGGUACUUUGCUCUUUUAUUAUUCUACCGAUGGCAUUAAUUUCACUCAAGCUGCAGACUCAAAGAAAUAUGAGAUUGCUAAUGCAAAGGGUGAAAAUGUAAUAAUUUUUGUUGACCUGUCCAAAGCCGGUGCAACUGUUGGCAGUCAGGGAGUUCUUCAACUAGUUUAUCUUCAAUCAGUUUAUUUUCAACCUAAUGAUACUGCUCCAACCAAUACAACAUUGUACGAAUGUGCUGAUAUUAAGAUCACUGCAGAGAGUACUUCUCCAAGCUCUGUCACUGCUGGAAGCAAAAGCGCUGGUUAUAUUAAUGCUCCCCACGUAAUGUUUACUCUUUUUAUUAGUUUAUUUCUGUUUAUUUAUUUAAGGUUUUAG